Messenger RNA from Symbiodinium sp. CCMP2592, 3978 nucleotides. NCBI's taxonomy places the organism in Eukaryota, Dinophyceae, Suessiales, Symbiodiniaceae. The record is from the annotation of a GenBank genome assembly.
AUGCCGGACUCGAAGGGCAAAGGGCACUACGUGAAGCCCAAGGCUUUUUCUUUGGGUCUGGCAUGCACGACUGCACUUGUCGCUUUCAUCGACGAGCACGGCCAGGCUUGCCUUGGUCUUUGUGAUGGUGCUUCAGGUUUGCCUCUGCUUGCUGCUGGCCCCGUUGCAGGAGUGGGCGGCGGGCAUGGGGAGAAAGAGGGCCCGGACACGUGGUGGCCAAGGUGUCCGGGCACAAAGGCCCAAGGGGCACUCGAGGAGUCCCGAAGCCACAUGGAGGACCCUUGCUGCUUGCCAAUCCACGAGAACAGCAAAGCUGAAGACACCGCGAGCCCCGACAUGCAGGACUUGCGGGCCUCCCUCCACACCAUGGGGGUCAUGGCCGAGACGAUAACCUGCAAGCCCAGCGAGUCCGUUGAGGCCUGUGCUGUGACCGAGGAGCCUUUCUGUCCUGAUGGUGUUGAAACUUAUAAUGCCUGGCAGGAUCCCAUGGUUCCUGCCUGGCACCCCUGGUUUGUGGCCUGGAGACCAGGGGACCUGAAAUUGGGGGCAUUUUCCGGCUCGCCGCUUCGGGCACAGAGGGUGUUCGCAAGCAGGGCUACAGCAGCUCGCUUUGUGCAGAGCAUCUGUGCUAUAUCCGGCCGUGCCAUGGCAGCUGCUUUCCUUCGACAGCUGAACCAGCUCCUCCAGACCCAGCAGCCCAUCAUGGGAGAUCAAUGGACUUCUCUCUUGGCUGCUCAGAGCGAGGUCGCCAUCAGAACGAUUCGUCAAAGCCACAUCACAGUCGAGGAGGGUGCAGAGAUCUGCAGCUUGGUGCAGCAGGGCCUUUGGUCACACGAGCAGAAGCAGGCCCUGGGUGCAGCCGUCUCCCAGACCUUGGCAGGCAGCACUCCAGCAAAUGCCAAGGCCAAGAAGAAGAACCAGGAAAUUCUCAACUUCUGGGGUUUCUUGGGCGCCGAGGACCGGAGAGUUUUGUCCAGCGACGACACUCUCGUCAUGAGGCUGACUCACACUGCUCAGAUAAUGGCUCGACUGGAGAUGUUCUGGCCAUCAGAACAGUCUGUGGGACACAUCAUCAAGACCCUGCAGAGUUGCAACAAUACUGGCUUGCAGAGCCCCGACGAGUUCCAUUCGGCUGUCGUGUGCCUCAAGAAGAAGGUGAAGACCAUGCUCAAAGAUGCUUCCUGUGGCGAGUUCGUCGCCAAGUACACUCGGCCUGAGGAUCUUCCACCACACACCCGAGAUCGCUUCGCAGAUGCCUUGGGAGGUGAGCUGCCUGGAACAAUGGUGCUGGCCCGUGAUGCUCUUCGUGGCAGUAACAAAAGCCUCUCUUUCCACAAGAGCAACACUGCCAUGGUGCUGGGUGGUCCAGCAGCAGGCCCGGCAAUGCACAUGCCCCACACCAUGCAGGGUAUGAUGCAGUUCUGGGGCAGCAUGGCAGCUAACAUGUUCAACCAGCAGCAGCAAUUGGCGAAGAAGAACGAUGGAUUGCCUGGGUUGAAAAUCUUCGGCGACCCAGCUGCUGCCGCCUCGUCUGGGACGAUGGCCUCCUCGCCUGCUCAACAGCAGGCCUUGCAGCUUCCUGCAGUUACCAAUGAACCGGCACAGGGCAGCGGAACAAAGCAGGCCGAGCAACAGGGAGUGCUGGCCAGCAAGGAUCCUGUCAGUGCUGCACAACACGCAGAUGAAAUGCUUCAAGCUUGGAAGGGCGAGAACAAAGGGUUCGACAGCACCGUCGAGGCCGAGGCCAAGGAAAACGAGGCGAAGCACAAGGCAAAUAAGAAGCCCAAGGCUGCAGCCAAGGCCAAGGGUAAAGCCAAGGCCAAGGCUAAGGCGAAGGCCAAGUGCACGGCCAUGAAGUCCCAGCCCAAAGCAAAGUCGCAGCCCAAGGCGAAGGCCAAGGCUGCUUGCAAGGCGAAGGCGAAGUCGCAGCCGAAGAAGGUCCAGAAGGCUUUGCAGAAGUUCACUCGAGAAGAGGUCCGAUGCAUGACUUUGUCGGCUCGCAUCAAGCUGCGACCCAAUGGGUGUGCCAAGUGUCUCAGUCAGGUCUUGCAGGAACUCAAAGAGCUGCCCGAGUUGCCAUCUGGGACGAGUCGCCGAACACUGAAGCGGGCCCGGGAUGAGAAGACUCGGAGCUACCAAACUGCUUAUGGCGAGAUCCUAUGCGACUUCAAGUGUGUUGCCGAAACUGGUGUGGAGUUUGAAUUUCCUGUCUUGAACCCAGCUGCAAUGCUUGCCUGGGCGACAGAGCGAUGUCGACCAUUUGGCGAGUUCCUGGAGAGGGCCAUGGAUGCCACACCCCCCAGCAUUCUUCAACCAUGGGGAUUGGUGUGGUAUUCCGACGAGCUGGCUCCGGGCAACCAACUCAAGCACUCGAACCGGAGAAAGGUCCAGGCUGUAUAUUGGAGCCUGCUCCCUUUGGGACAGCAUGCAAUGGGUUGCGAAAAUUGCUGGUUCACUCUCUGUGCCAUUCGCAGCUCUCUGGUCGCAGAUCUCGGCGGCAUGACUGUGCUCUUCAGGCAGCUAGCAGCCUUGUUCUUUGAGAGACCUGACUUCAGAAAAGGUCUUGUGUUGCAGUGCCCUGGACAAGCACGUAUGCUCUUUGCCGACUUGAAGAUCAUCAUAUCCGACGAAGCUGCAAUUAAGGCUACCCUUUUCAAUAAAGGAGCCAGUGGGCUCAUAUUCUGUGUUCAAUGCCAAAACGCCGUGGACCACAAAAGCAGCAUUGCUGAAAGGAGUCGGGGCAAUAUGGUGUCCGGCCUGGAAACCGACAUGAGUUGCUUUCGGAUGCACACACCCGAGUCUAUACGAGACACCAUGGACUUCUUGCGAAGGCAAGAGACGGUCCUCAACAAAGACAGAUUCCUGCAACUCCAAACAGCAAUGGGGUUCAAUUUCAAAGAGGGUGGAUUGCUGGCACAUGCAGCAUACGGGCCUCCGGUCAUCGAGUGUGUGAUGUUCGAUUACUUCCAUAUCUAUUUGGUCAAUGGCAUCUUCAAUGUUCUGACGGGGUUUUUUCUUGGAGAGCUUCACAACCAUGGCUGGAAGCACAAUGACAUUGAUCGCUUCGCAAAUGGUUUUACCUGGCCUUCUCGUUUGCGAGGUGCUGCUGCAAAGGAUAUCUUGCAGAAGCGAAAGCCAAGCGAAACCUUGAAGUGUGGAGCCAGCGAGGCUCUGAACUUUAUGCAGCUGCUGCGACUCUAUGUGCUAGUCUUUGUGCUGCCAAAUUGCAGCAGAGAUAUCCGGGACUCUUGCGAGGUUUGGUUGGCUUUGUGCAAGGUGAUUGAUGCUUUGCAAGCGAUCAAUGCCAAACCUUCAGCAUUUACCCCCCUGGAGUUGCAGCAGCUCAUCAAAAGGCAUCUCGAUCUGGCGAAAAGUCGGUAUGGAGAUGAGUGGUGGGUGCCAAAGUGUCACUUGGCAGGCCAUUUGGCGCUGCAACUGGCCAAGCAUCAGGUCCUCCUCAGCUGCUUUGUGCACGAAAGAAAACAUAAAAUCAUCAAAAAAAUUUCGAAUGAAAUUUUGGAUACAAGCAGAACCUUUGAGAGGAGCAUCCUACAAGAUGUACUCCAUGGUCACAUGGAAAGUCUGGCAGAGGGUGUAUACCUCCCAGGCCAAGGAGUUCGCUUGGUCGACCCUGUGAGACCAGCUCCUGCCAGAUUGCAAACAGAGAUACACAACACGAUCCGGGUCCAGGGUGAAGUCUUCACAGCCAGGCAGGCAGUGCAUGGAGGAAACUUCACCGUGGCUGUCGGCGACUUGGCCUUGAUGGAUCUGGAUGGGGUCACUGCCGUAGGCAAAGUGGCUUAUCAUGUAAUGUGCGAGAAAGUUGUAUGGUCGCACAUUACCUUCUGGACACAUGUCCAUGGCUGUAUGUAUGAAGUCUCCGACGAUUGUGGCCUCGUGCAAACCCGACUGAUCCGGGCCACAUGCCCUUACAGCAUUUCGGGCAAUGCUGCCAUUGUCGCAGUCCCGCAGGUGUAA